AUGCCCCCCCUCCUCCUCCCCUUCGGCUGGGCAGCCUCCUCUUACCUCUACUUUGCACAAUCCAAGCGAUUCUCAAUCCUCAACGAGAUCCUCGACGGCGAGGACCCCAGAGCAAGCGAGGAGGUGGCGAGGGGCGUGCAUGGAAAGAUGUGGGGGUGUGAGUUUCCGUUUUUGGGCAGGAUGGCCCUACACUUUGCAAUGUUGAAAGCAAUUGCCAUCCCAUCCAUCGCGCAAGCCGUUCUCGACACCCAAACAGAAACGCGCCGGAUUGAUGGCGAUUCCACCAAGAAGCAAGACGGGCGGUUACCUUCAACCACAUCACCCACUUACACGUCUUCGGAAGCACUCGCGCACACCAUCGAAUCCACCGACCUUCUCCCCGAAGAGCUGAUCGACCUUCCCGAGACCAACCCACCCGGCGAACUGGCGAUUAGGAAGGGGUCGUUGUUGAGUUCGGCGUACAGGCUGAGCAACGACGAGUACGUGUACAUUGUGUGCGUGAUGGUCGUCGAGCCGUGUCGCUUGGUAGAUCGGUGGGGGUAUCGGAAGUUCAGUAGGCGGGAGAUGGAUGCUCACUACGAAGUAUGGCACACUAUAGCAACGCGCAUGGGCAUCCACAACCUCCCCUCGUCCUUCGCCGCUAUGCAAGCUUUCACAACCUCCUUCGAAUCCCGCCACCGUCCUUCCCAAUCCUCCCCCUCUUCAACAUCCACCCCAACACCAACCCACACCCUCGCCGUCGCAGCAAUCGACCUCCUCAUCGCCACCCUCCCUCUCAAAUCCCUCCACCCCUACAUCCUCCCCCCCGCGCGCCGACUCGUGCACGCCCUCCUGGACCCGGACCUGAGGAAGGCGUUGGAUGUGGAGAAACCGCCCGUGGUGGUAACGUGGGUUGCGGAGGUGAUGCUGAGGGCGCAUAGGGGCUGUGUUAGGUAUUUGCUUUUGCCAAGGGCGGAGGCGAGGACGGGUGGGGAGGGUGCUACUGCCGAGAUUGGGGACGGUGAUGAUGGGGGUGUUGCGCGACACCUCGGGGAGAUACCGGGAAGUUAUGGACCCGCUGGCGUUAAGCAACAUGCUGGCGUUAAGCAACAUCGCAGUUCACGGGAUAUGCGACAACCAGGCUCCGGUCCCACACGACCACUGCGCCGCGCGUCUUCCCACAACUCCCCUGACGCCGGCGAGCACCCUAAUACCGCCCACGCCGCGUUCACCAACCCCCAUGAAUCGUUCAGUAUCCCACCCUCUGUCCUCGGCGUAUACCCACAUCCCUCUCACACGGCCCCUUCUUCCGGCGAGUCGUCACCCCGCCCCCUCCUCCGCCGCCGCGCAACCUGCGCCACCUUCGACGUGAAACGCGAAGAUCCGGCGCCUUCCUCAACGCCGGUAGGCAUCGCGUACACACACCACAGCUCCCUCCUCCCACGCGAACAAGACGCAAAAGUACGAAACCGUCGACACUCCAUCGUCCACAUGCCGAACCAUACCAUACCGGCAGAUGAUGAUGCGAGGGUUACGUUCCGGCGGUUUGGGAUGCAGGCUCCGUCGCAGAAAUCUGCGCACCAUCAACACCAUCAACCACAGGAACAACAGCAAACGAUGAAGAUUCAUGCGCCUAUACCGCAUCGGCCUAUUUCGCUACGGUUUGCGGAUGAGGAGGAUGUGAUGGGACAUGAGGAAGGGAGGGUUGCGCGUGCUGCCGAUUAUGGGGAGGGGGAGGGAGAGGAGUGGUGGAGGGAGAAAGUUCGGUGA
This is a messenger RNA of Fimicolochytrium jonesii, 1749 nucleotides long. RefSeq lists its product as uncharacterized. The record is from RefSeq and is a predicted model, not a curated record. The coding region runs from base 1 to 1749 and encodes 582 amino acids. The transcript has 3 exons. Gene Ontology annotation, molecular function: oxidoreductase activity. NCBI's taxonomy places the organism in Eukaryota, Fungi, Chytridiomycota, Chytridiomycetes, Spizellomycetales, Powellomycetaceae.